AUGGACGGUCUCGCCCGAGACACCGUCCUCGACCCCGCCGGUCGUCACGACCGCGUCACCGCCGCGCACGUCCUCUUCCUCACCUCACUCAUGGCUGCCGCGAGCGCUUUAGGCGCGGUGCCGUACGCGGUCGCGCGGGCUCGGACGAAAUCCAAAUCCAUUUCAGCGCUCGCCAAUGCGUGCGCGUGCGGCGUCAUGCUCGCCGCGUCGUUCGAUCUCGUGCACGAAGGACAAGGACACGGACCGUUUCUCACCGCGAUCGGUCUCGGCGUCGGCGCGUGGACGAUAUCGAAAGCGCAGGCGUGGUUGAGCGAGCGGGACGAAGGGUUGCGGUUCGGUUCGUUGCGAGGCGCGGACGCGCGAAAGACGAUGAUGAUGAUCGGCAUCAUGACGGCGCACGCAUUGGGCGAGGGGUGUGGGGUGGGGGUAUCGUUUAGCGGCGAUGGUGGACGAAGAAACGGUCGAGUGGUGACGCUUGCGAUCGGGGCGCAUAACGUUCCGGAGGGCAUGGCGGUGGCGAACGUCUUGGCGAGCCGAGGGGCGAGCGCGUGGACGUGCGCGAUGUGGUGCGUGAUCACGAGCCUGCCGCAGCCCAUGUUGGCUGUGCCGGCAUUUUUGUUCGUGGAGACGUUCGAGCGAUUGCUGCCCGUCGCGCUCGGGUUCGCGGCGGGGUGCAUGGUGUGGAUUGUGUUCGCCGAGCUCUUGCCGGAUGCGCUCGCCGACUCGAGCGACGCGAAGAGCGUGGCUACGACGGUGACUAUGAGCGCGGGGGCGUUGGAGCUAUUUAGAGUGGUGUGUGAAGGAUUAGAGACGCUCUCCGAGGCGAGCGCGAGCGACGGUGCGCUCGGGGACGCCUCAAGCGCGGUGGGCGUGGGAUUAGCGGCGAACCUGUACGCGCCCGUUGGAGCGCUCACACUCACACACGUAUUUCCGUCGCUGGCAUCUCCGGCGCUCAUCGCGCCGGGGACAGGUAUGGGUAUCGCUGCGAGCACGGCGGGAAUAAGCGCGACCUUUCGAUUGUUGUGGGCGAUUUGGAGAGGCGUCACGGGCGGCGCCGAAGCUGUUUUAUUCGUCAUCUUGGGUGGACUUGUAGCUUUGCUCAGCGGUGUCUUGGCGUUGAGAUGGACUGGUAAGUGUCCAAGUCUGGCGGAUAUGCGUCCAUGGAGCGACAUCGAUGACGAUGACGCACAAGAGGUCGACAUCGAGGGGCGUGUGUUGACGCGGCGAUUUGGGAACGUUUUGUUCACCAAGGAGGCUGUGUUGGCUUUUCUCGCGGCGAUCGUAUUUGCGAUCGCCGACGGCGCGCACGCAACGACCGCCGUUAUAUCGAACUCGUGGUACACGCUUUUACCCGCGUUGAUGCGCGCGGGCAUGAGAAUAGUCGCUCUGGUGAUGAUUGUUGCGUCGACAGAUCGUCGCCCGUACGUCAUCGGUGCCGUUGCAAUAAUCGGCGCGGCAUUCGUCGGCGCAGUGAGCAUCUUGGGAGUCAACCAUUCCUCGAGCGGGACGUGCCUGUUUUACGACACUGUCGCGGCUGUGUUGACUCUGGUGUUCGUUCAAGCGUUGAAACCGUUCAUCGUGUUCGCCAUGAUGACGAAAUCGAGCGACCUAGUUGCCGGCGUCAUGGCGGGUGGAGCCGUCACGACAAUCUUCGCGGUGAGCACGUGGGCGAUGUGCGCGGGCACGAACUACUGCGACAUUUCGAGCGCGUAA
This is a messenger RNA of Ostreococcus tauri, 1713 nucleotides long. RefSeq names its product Zinc/iron permease. Gene Ontology annotation, molecular function: zinc ion transmembrane transporter activity. Lineage: Eukaryota; Viridiplantae; Chlorophyta; Mamiellophyceae; Mamiellales; Bathycoccaceae. The transcript has a single exon. The coding region runs from base 1 to 1713 and encodes 570 amino acids. Gene Ontology annotation, cellular component: membrane. Gene Ontology annotation, biological process: zinc ion transmembrane transport. The record is from RefSeq and is a predicted model, not a curated record.